Messenger RNA from Xyrauchen texanus (razorback sucker), 1843 nucleotides. RefSeq names its product sialic acid-binding Ig-like lectin 14. Lineage: Eukaryota; Metazoa; Chordata; Actinopteri; Cypriniformes; Catostomidae. The coding region runs from base 96 to 1190 and encodes 364 amino acids. The transcript is spliced from 11 exons. The record is from RefSeq and is a predicted model, not a curated record.
UGUGUUUCUAUAUCCGCUUUAAAUUAUAAUUUACCUUCGGUCAGCAAAGACACAUCAGUCCCAAUCCUGCUGAAAAAUAAGUUUGUCAGUCCAGGAUGGUUGUGCAGGUAGUAGUUCUGCUCUACUGGCUUCAUGUUAUGUGUGCUCUUGUGCUUGCGGAUGUGUGGAAGGCACAAUUAGAGCCUAAUAUGGAUGCUGUUGUGUCAUCUUGUGUUGUGUUGCCCUGUACAUUCAAAUACCCUGGACAACAUCAACCAUCCGCACGUAUGAGGGGAAUUUGGCACAAAGAAAACAAAAAAACCGAGUUCAUUUAUCAUGAAGAUUCUUUGAAGAUUCUUGAUGAUUUCAAGUCUCGCACAAAACUGGUUGGUAAUAUGGACAAACUCAACUGCUCUUUGGAGAUCGAUGCCGUCAAAAGCCAUGACAACGGCCCAUUUUGUUUCAGGGUUGAAUUAGAGAGAGAUGAUAAAGACAAAUUUUCAUUUGUGGACAAUUGUGUUUCAGUUAAAUUGAUUGGCAAAAAUGAAGAUAUAUUAAAACCAAAGCUACAUUAUAAGCAGUCUGUGGAGGAGGGUGUUCCCGCAGUCUACAAAUGCUACGUCUCCCACACCUGCCCUUCCCAUCAUCCCACUCUCACCUGGAACCAUACAGAAAAAAAUGUCCUGGUCAGCUACAAGUACAUGACUCAUGGAACAUGGGAAGUGGAGUCUAUCCUGACCAUCACCCCCAAAAAAGAGGAUGAUCACAGUGCAAUAACAUGCACAGUCAGAUACCAUGGAGGCCUGGAAGCCUCAACUACAGUCAGUAUUUUUGUGAAAGAACAAGUAACUCUCAACCACAUCCUCAUUCCAUCCAUCACUGGGCUUGGAGUCUCGGUUUUGUUUGCAGGGAUGUGUUUCUUCGUGGUCAAGAGAUAUAAGAAACGCAUUCAAGAACUCCAGUCCAGAAAUGACAACGGAAUGUGGAGUCGACUAUCAAGAAUGUCUCGCAGAUUUCGUUCAGGUAGAAACAGCGGUGAACAAGUUAGGAGAGACCAGAGGAAAAACAAGGUUUGUAACAUGCCAGGAAAAGAGCCUUUCUCCAAACCUCGUAUACCAUCACCAAAAAGUCAGCCAAAAUCAUAUUCUGGUCAUGAUUAUGAUGAUGAAUACAACAAAUCAGCUGACCUCAACAUAUAUGGAAAUGUCUGACGCAAAAUGUUGCAUGUCGUUGAAACCAUGGCCUAGCACUUAGCGGUCAAAUACAUGGCACUCAUGUUACAUGAGUUUGAGUCAAGUUUGACCCAUUCCCUAUCCUUUUAAGCUUCAGCAACAGGCCUCAGGAUUUAUGGGUUAAAUAGGUGUUUUUAUUUCAAUAAACAUAAUUACUUGGUCUACUUUUGAGUUGUUUGUGUAGAUUUUUAUUUUUAUUUUUUUUUGCUGUGCGGUGCCGUUACUAUGUCCUGCACGCUACCAUUAUAUUGACUCUUAAAGGGCUAUGCAAUCCAGUCCAGAACCUUGAUGAUUUUUUGGGAAAAUGCAAUAAAGAGGCUUUAUACAAAAUAACACAUGCUUUUAUACAUUUAACAUUAUUAUGUAACCCUAUUUUUCAUUUGUAUUUCACUUUUUCAAGAUCUUGUCUAAUUCAAUUCUGUGUCCUGUGUUAAAGAUGAAUAUCUGUGAUUUUUUGAGUUGUGGUGGUUUUGUCAGGUUGUGAAUGAAAGAGCCCAAGGCUAAUCUCAUUGUUUGAAAUGACCUGCUUUGCCUGUGAUUUUCACCAGCAGAGAUGGAGUCAUGACUUGCUAUUUUCAUGGUAUAAUUGUAUAUGUUUAAACAUUUAUAACCAAAAUAUUACUUGCUUUGAG